This is a messenger RNA of Zea mays, 1610 nucleotides long. Its product is annotated as zinc knuckle (CCHC-type) family protein. Gene Ontology annotation, molecular function: nucleic acid binding; zinc ion binding. The transcript has 3 exons. The record is from RefSeq and is a predicted model, not a curated record. Bases 563 to 1327 code for a protein of 254 amino acids. Lineage: Eukaryota; Viridiplantae; Streptophyta; Magnoliopsida; Poales; Poaceae.
AGGCAAACAAGACCAAAUGGCCUACACGGUCACACGGAGUUAUACGGACCAGGUUCGGCCGUUCUGCCAAUAUGCUGCAACCCAACGGUUUCUUCCAACAUUAACCCCCAGCGGGCAGCGGCCGCGCACUCCCUCAGUCCCUCCCCGCUCACCACCAGUCACCAACGCCCACCGGGCCUCGUCCCUCGUGGCGGCAACUGGGCGGCCGUCGCUGCCGCCCUACGCCAGGUGCCGAGGCGACCUUCAGGCCCUUGGCUGGCGACGAGCACCAGUGCACCACCAGUUACGCCCACCCCCUGUCUUCCCUUCCUGCUGUUCGAAGCCGUCUACCCAAACCCUAACUUAGUAUUUAUACUCGGAUCUGAUCUAAUUGCAAGUGUAUAUGGCUACUAACUUCGAUUGUGUUGCAAAAAAUAUCCGUUGAGGGGACGAGCAUUUCGGCUUCCAUUUUCAUCUAGCACUUGUGAUGUUUACUGAAUUUCUACUGCAGAUACUCUGAGCCUGGCUGCCGAAAGUGCCUUUUGGGGUUCUUGUAAUCUUGUUACAUUAGGAUUCAUUUUUGAUGACUUCAUCAAGAAGCAAGAGCAAGAGCAGAAGUAGGAGCCGCAGUCGCAGCAGGAGCAGGAGCCGCAGUCCUCGGCGAAGAGAUAGGUUGCGCAGUGAACGUGCACCCCACCGCAGUCGUAGCCGGAGCCGCAGCCCAUACCGUCGCAGAGAACGACGUGGUCACAGGGAUUUUGCAUGCAAGAACUGCCGGAGACCUGGGCACUUCGCUAAGGAGUGUCCAUCUGCACCUAUGUGCAAUAACUGUAACCUUCCAGGCCACUUUGCAGCAGAAUGCACCUUACAAACUGUUUGCUGGAACUGCAAAGAGUCUGGGCACAUUGCCAGUGAGUGCAAGAACGAGGCCCUAUGCCACGCCUGCAACAAGACAGGUCACUUGGCACGUGACUGCCCUACUUCAGGUGCUAACGUCAAGCUAUGCAACAAAUGCUUUAAAUCAGGCCACAUCGCCGUUGACUGCACCAACGAACGGGCCUGCAACAACUGCCGUCAGCCAGGGCACAUAGCUCGGGAGUGCAAGAACGACCCGGUCUGCAACCUGUGCAAUGUCUCCGGCCACGUCGCGCGCGUCUGCCCAAAGACGACUCUGGCUUCAGUGAUACAGGGCGGCCCGUUCCGAGAUAUCCUGUGCCGCAUCUGCGGUCAGCCGGGGCACAUCAGCCGCAACUGCAUGGCGACCAUCAUCUGCGACACAUGCGGUGGGAGGGGGCACAUGUCUUAUGAGUGCCCAUCGGCAAGAAUAUUCGGGCUCCGCAGGCUCUGAAGAUCUUUUCGCCAAGGGCUCCGCUUUGUUCUGAUGGCUGAGUUUCGCCAGGAUGUUUCAUUUGUUUCUGACAGUAUUGGAACAGUUUUCCUUCUGCCGUUGUAGUUGAGGAAUGAUUCUGUAGGAUGUGUUGCGGGUGAAAACUCCUUUUUUCCCCCUUUUAAUCAGGAUAGCCCUUUGUGGGCUCAAACAUUGCUGUAACGGCUCGUGUGAAAAUUGCCAGGUCAUGAUUUAACUCUUGUGCUCGUGCUCUGCUGUGUCUUUUGAACGCUUGUUUUGUGUA